GUGGUAGUGGAAAUAUGAACAGGAUUUGCAAUGGCUGGGGAAAGGAGAGUGGAAAUCCCUUUAGCUCUGCUGGUAAAUAAACCCCUGUGUUAUGCUUUGAAAUAUAUAUCUUCAUUCUUUAUUACUUCAUACAGCUUACCAGCUUUUAUCUCACCCAAAUAUAUAUAUAUAUAUUUAACUCAUUGUCAUUGCAUUCUCAUUCUGGUUACACACAACUCAGAAGGCAUUAUUAGUUUGAAGAGUCUAUUAAUAUAAAAGAGAUGGUAAUGAAACACUUGCGCUCGCUGAAGCAUAAAGUAAAUACAAGCAACUUUAAUCUGUACUUCUCAAAUGGGCAUCACAAAUACAAGUACCAAAUUUAAGACUAAAAUUGUUUGCUGGUUUCUGCCUAUUGAGAACUUUGUUUCUUAAAAAAAAACCACAAAAGAACCCAACAAAAAACAAAACAAAACAGAAAAAACAACACCCAAACAAACAAAAAACCCCCAAAAACCCCAAACCCCAAAAGCAGAUCAAAGAAAUUGAAAAAAAAAUUUCAAAAAACUGGACUGAAGACCAGUCCUUCAGCUACUGAUUAACUUCAUGCCAGUGAACAGGCCUUGUUGCUGCAGAUGUGGAAGCAGUAAACCAUACAGGUCCAGCUGCUGGAUUUCAAGAUCCAUCUUUACAUUGAAACAGCCCGACAGGGCUGUUCAGCCUCUGAGCACCCCGGGGAUGCUGUAUCUCCACAGCUUGGCCUUGGCCAUCACAGCAGGAAAGCAAAGCUGCUGCAUUGCUCACGCUAAGAUGAAAAGAGGAAAAGAUCAAGUUCAUACAAACAUUUCCUUUCUCAGCUCUCUAGACUUUAUUUUUCCAGUUUAACUUACAGCAAGCCUUCCAAACACAGUGCAAGCCCAGAACAUGUGGCAAAUGUUCAUUUCAGGUCCAUUUUGCAAUAAGAUGGAGCUGGUUUGUAUUUGGGGCAUGUGCUUUGAUCCUCUUACUUGGAGUCACGUGAAAAGUCAACUCAGUUCUUGUUUUUUGCCCCUAAAUUCCUGGGUAUUCCCAUCCCUGCCAUUGACACCUGCCCAGCAAGCCUGGAGAAGAGAUGGGUGCCUGGUAAUGUCUGCCAGGACUUUGUGCUGCUUGCUUAGAUGGGCAGACGGUCCUAGGAGAAGUCGAGCAGCAGAGAACUGGCUGCACAGGUCUGUGCCGUGUCCUGAGCCUCUGUACGUCACGACUCGAUGUUUUGGGCAGGAUUGUGUAGGAAAAAAAGUACCACUUUCAAAGGCUCUCAGUGACUAAAAGAUGCUGACUGAAGGAAAAAGGUCUGUUAAAAUUAAAAAGAUCCUUGGCAGAAGACGUAAAGAAGUGAAGUUCCUUCGAGAUUCUCAAAUUAAUAACCUACCUAAUUAGUAAGAGCUGCUAGCAGAGGGAGGCAGUGCACCGAUUUAUUUCAAGGAGGGCGUGGUGGAAACUCCCCUUCCAAACUUGCUGAUCUGUGGUCUCAAAUUAAUGACUCGCAGCACUUUUCAGAUCCCAACCCUCUCUCACGAACAAUCAGCGCUGUCCGGAAAAGUUUGUGCGGGUCUCUUCGGUGGCGCACAAGGCGCUGGGGGCACCCGGGGAGCCGCGGGUGCGCUUCGUGCUCCGUGCGCGGCCGCAGCAGCGGGGCCCGCCGGCCGCCCGGGGCGCCGCUCCCCGCACCGGUCCCGGCCGCGCCGCAGCCCCGCCGGGAGCGCCGCUGCGCCGCGGCCGCCGAGGGGCGGGCCCGGCCUGUGUCGGGGGCAUGUCCUGAGGGCGUGUCCCGGCCGUGUCGGGGGCGUGUCCCGGCUGUGUCGGGGGCGUGUCCUGAGGGAGUGUUCGGGCUUGCAGGGGCGUGUCCGGGGCGUGUCCCGGCGGCGCGAGGCGCCCGCCCGCCGCCGGAGCAGGCGGAGCGCGAGCCCCGCGCGGAUCCCUGCGGCCGCCGCCGCUGCCGUUGGCGCGCGCGCGCCGGGAACAAAGUGGCCGCGGGAGCGGAGCGCGACGCGAGCGGGGCCGGCGGCUCGUGCGGGCGGCCCGGGGGCGCGCGGGAGGCGGCGGCGCGGGACGGGGAGAGGCAGCGGGGCCGGGAAGAUGAACCGGAGUUUCAACAAAUCUCAGACUCUGCGGUAUCUGGAGUGCAGCGCGGUGGAAGUGAAGAGCAAGUUUGGGGCAGAGUUCAGAAGGUUCUCUCUGGAUCGCUACAAGCCAGGAAAGUUUGAAGACUUCUACAAACUAAUUCUUCACAUUCAUCACAUAGCCAACCUGGAAGUGAUGAUUGGAUAUGCUGAUGUGCAUGGAGACCUUCUCCCUAUUAAUAAUGAUGACAACUUCUUCAAGGCUGUUUCAAGUGCUCAUCCUCUGCUCAGGGUUUUUAUCCAAAGACAAGAUGAAGUGGACUACAGCAAUUUCGGGACCAAUACGCUGUCAAGGAAGAAGAAGGCUCUGGUGACACUGCGCAAUGACAACCUCCGCCGGCGUCCCCACAUCAACAUUAGCAUGCCUCAUGAUUUCAGACCAGUGUCUUCCAUAAUCGAUGUGGACAUCCUCCCCGAAACACACCGGAGAGUGAGGCUGUAUCGACACGGGUGCGAGAAACCCUUGGGAUUUUACAUCCGCGAUGGCACCAGUGUAAGGGUGACUCCUCACGGACUGGAAAAAGUACCCGGUAUCUUCAUCUCCCGUAUGGUUCCUGGGGGCUUGGCAGAGAGCACAGGCUUGCUGGCUGUGAAUGAUGAAGUCCUGGAAGUUAAUGGCAUUGAAGUAGCAGGAAAGACUCUUGACCAAGUCACAGACAUGAUGAUUGCCAACAGCCAUAACCUCAUUAUCACGGUCAAGCCAGCAAACCAGAGGAACAAUAUUAUUCGGAGCAGUAGGAUGUCUGGUAGCUCAGGCCAGUCUACAGACAGCACUGCGAGUCACCAUAGCUUGCCUACAUCCCACAUGCUGCAGAACUUCCAUCCUGAUGAAAUGGAGAGUGAUGAAGAGGCUGACAUUGUCAUCGAGGGUGGUCUGGAGCCACAACACAUUCCUAAACUGCACAGCCUUACUUCCAGUAGCCUCUCUCGAAUCAAUGGCAGCAGCCUUAGCCACAGACUUCAAAGGGACCUGGUGCUCAACAACAACUCUGGCCGAGAAAGCAACGGCAACAUCCACAAAUUACUCAGUUCCUUAAAAACUGAUCCCCGCCACAGUCUGGUUAUCCCCAGAGGAGGUAUCGAGGAGGACGGAACAGUCAUUACACUUUAGUAGCAAUUUCUGCAAUUCUCCUUACAGUCUUAAGUGCCAAUUGGGACAAUUGACUCGUGCAACAUGUGCACAACACAGGAAGCUGAUAUGUCACAGAUCUCACGGGUGCAGAAAAUUGUUGCUUUCUAGGAAAUGUGGCAUCUGGAAUUAGACAUAAAACUGUCAUGUACUGCAAAAUUUGUCAGGAGAAAGCCAGACUGCAAAACCUGGUUUAUGUCCCAGCCCUGGAGUGAGAACAUAAAUUUGUUUUAGUUGGUAUAAACCUAAGCAGUCUUACGGCUACCCAUGGCAGUGUUGUAUACUCGGGUUUGAAAGCAUGGGUAGAUGUAUUUAUACCUGCAUGUAUAUGAAUUAGAUUUUAAUAGUAACAGACGUGUCUAUUUGAAGUGGAACCUGGUUUUCUUCUAAUACCUGCUAAGGAGAGAGUGCUUUUUAAUAGCCAUCCUGUCUUCCUCUGUUACAUACAGCCCUUCCGCCGACUUGUUUACACCAUCUUCUCAGCGUUAUGUCUAAUCCAGACGAGCUCUGUAAAAGCAGCCGUUUCCUAUUCCGGUCGUGGCAGCGUUCGGGAGACGCUGCAGACACAUUUUCCAAAGGAAACCAUGGAAAUCUGGAUCCAUGUAAACCCGCGUGUUUCCCGCGGCCGCCGGGCCUUGGGCGCCACCUGCCGGCCGGCGGGGGCACCGCAGCGGGGGCAGCGCCGCUGCCUUCUCGUAUUCUCUUACCAUAUUUAUUAGAUAAUACCUCUUUGUUGUUGUUGUUGUUGGUUGUGUUUUUUUUCCUCUCUCCACAUCAUCUCUGUUUUUUCAAAAUCAUGGUUCGUGUGAGUUUUUAGGCGUGGAAGCCUCAGAGCUGACGCAGGUCCUUGCUGUACUUUCGGGGCAACGCAAAUGCACAAGGUCUUUCCUUGGCAAGACAUUGCCCUACAGAGGGGAGGCGUGCUGACUGACUCUCAAGCCUAACUUAGAAUAGUUCUGUUAUUUUUGGAAUCCUCCAGUAAUAAAGCUUAAUGUCUACACAGGACUUCUAGAAAGUUAAAAUAUACUGGAUAUUUGUGAAGGUCAGACACCUUGGCUGGGUGGCCAGUGAGUGCCCAGUGACUGAGUCAGUACCUGUCUGCUUCUGGAAACACCAUGGGUUUUAUGAAAGUGGUCUAAUCUAAAAUAUUUUGUUAUAUCUUGAUCAGUGUAAGGAACAAAAUAUAAAUGUUUUAAAAUGUAUUUUUCUACUUUUAGCUUGCGUAAUUUGCUCUUUGUUUUUAACUUUGUAGAACAUUAAAGCUUUUUUAUAUGGUGGAAUAGACAUUUCUUAAAUAUUUUAUGAAUAUGAAAAUUCAGGAGUCUUGGUUUGGAAAAAUUACAUUCCGUUUUGGAAUCUGUAAUGGCUGGAAAAAGAAUGUGAGGACUAAUUCAUUGUCGCUAAUUUAGAAUACCUGUGGAACAACCAGUCUUCUGCUCAUGGUUAAAUAUCUUUGGGACAUUGAACUUAGUUUAUUUCUUUUAGAUUUGCUUUAAGAGUUUAUUUUAAAAGUCUUUCACUUACUCUAAUUAAAACUUUUCUAGGUAUCAAAGCAGCUAUAGAGCUGUACUUACUUUUCCCAGGACAGUAAGAAUAGAACAUGGAUCCUGUUCGUCUUAAAACUGUGUUUGUACUUUACCAAAGGUUUUCAUUUAAAAAAAAAAUCUGAUUAUUGGUGCAGUAAAAUGAAUGAAUAGCUGGAUAUGCUUCAGUCAAUCAGACCACCUUAUCUGGAAAAAUUUGUUACACCUUAAAUAAGACUACUUUUAUGAAUAAGUGGAUUUGUCUGGCUGAAGUUACUUAUUUUACCUUCGUUAACCGAUGAAAAUGUGACCUUGUCUGCAAUAAAAUGUUCACUGUCUUACUUCUACUCUGUGUUU
Prinia subflava (tawny-flanked prinia) is the source of this 5147-nucleotide messenger RNA. RefSeq names its product par-6 family cell polarity regulator gamma (gene PARD6G). Gene Ontology annotation, molecular function: protein binding. Gene Ontology annotation, cellular component: cell cortex; nucleus; apical plasma membrane. Bases 1495 to 3249 code for a protein of 584 amino acids. Gene Ontology annotation, biological process: centrosome cycle; regulation of cellular localization; establishment or maintenance of cell polarity. The transcript has 3 exons. NCBI's taxonomy places the organism in Eukaryota, Metazoa, Chordata, Aves, Passeriformes, Cisticolidae. The record is from RefSeq and is a predicted model, not a curated record.